Molecule: messenger RNA, 321 nt
Organism: Penicillium pulvis
Lineage: Eukaryota; Fungi; Ascomycota; Eurotiomycetes; Eurotiales; Aspergillaceae
Product: mating alpha-pheromone PpgA
Exons: 1
Coding region: 1-321 (106 amino acids)
Source: RefSeq, a predicted model, not a curated record
AUGAAGCUUCUUGCCGUUACCCUCGCUCUGCUCGCCGCCUCGGCUGCUCCGGCUGCGGCCAUGUCUCGCUGGUGCUCUCACCCUGGUCAGCCCUGCUACAAGAUGAAGCGUACUACCGACAUAUCCUCCGAGGUCAAGCGUUCUGCUGAGGCCCUCGCCGAGGCCAUGGCUGAGGCUCAACCCGAGGCCAUGUCUCGUUGGUGCUCUCACCCUGGUCAGCCCUGCUUCAAGGUCAAGCGUGCCACCGAUGCGGUCGAUGAGGUCAAGCGCUCUGCCGAUGCCCUUGCUGAGGCUAUGGCUGCUCUUGAGGAUGAGGAAUAA